UUUUUAUGUGUCUUUGGUUUUUCUUUAACGUCUAUUUUAGUUUUGUUAUUUUAUUAGUUUUUCUUGCUUUUUUUUUGACUAAAAUAGGUUUUUCAUUUUUGUAAAGGAAUAUAUGCAGUUCUAUAACUGUGCUUACUUGAUUUCUUUUUUGUCGUUUGCUCACUUGAUUUAAAGUACUGUAUUUUCAUAUAUACAUUUUACAAAUUGUUACAAAAUCACGCAUAUAUCUAUCUUACAAUGACAACACUUAUUUAUAUUUUAAAAACUCAUUAAGUACGUACACCCACAAUUAAUCCGAAACUAAUUGAGAUGCUUGGGAAUGUGGGAGAAAUAGGACCAAGACAUUUUCAAAUUAUAUUCUCUCUUUUUUUUUUCCUUUAUCCAUUUCAUCUCUUCAUUUGUUUCCUUUACUAUCUUUUAUUUUUCCGUUUUUUUUUUCUUUUUUAAAGUACGAGUACGAUAUUCAGGAAAUAAAUAAAAUUAUUACCUUUUAGGUUUUUUUUUGCUAAAUUCUUGUUAGGUUUUAUUUAUAGUUAAAAAAAGAGUUAUGAAGCCGUGCAAAAUAUCUCGGCCGUGACCAGAGAUCGACACGUGCAUUAUUGAAUGAUUCCGACUGUCGAUUGCACCCACUGACCCAAGAAAUAUAAAAGAAAACCAACAUGAAAAAAAGUAAUAUAAUUACGAGUGUAUGUCAGAAAUUCAUAUACAAUUGUAUAUGGUCACAGGAGCGCCGUGAAGCAACGGACGAGAAUUAACUACACUGUUGAAUUUGUUACCGUCUUUAUACCAUUUAAAUUUUUGAAAUUUAAUACUUUUUCUCUUUUAUCUUUUUUUAUUCAUCUCCCUAGCUUUCUUUUACUAAAGACAGCUAAAAACAAUACAUAUUCGAUUAGAAAACAAAAAUAUUACAGCAAUGAAUGAUCAGAUCGUAUACUGAAAAUAUUAUUAUUUUUAUCUUGCCAUGUGAGAUCACUGUUUUCUCUUGGUUUUAUGUUUGAUAUUUUGGUUAUUUAUCUUGAGAAUGUUUUUGCAUGCAUCGUCAACUAUAUUGUAGCUACACCAUUGAUUCUUGCCUACUUAGUUGAUCAAUUAUGAUCACUAGUAUUUAUUCCUAGCUUUAUGGUGACCAAUAGUAUACUGCAUCUUCCAAACUGAAAAGAGUACAUAAAGUGACUAAUCUAAAAAAACAAGUCAUGAUGAGACAUGAAAUUUAGAUUCAAGCUUGUUAUUAAAUUUGAUUAUUAAAACUCUAUAGAGUUGUUUUUCCAACUAAGUCUAACAAUGCUUUUUGUCCCCCACCUUUCUGUCUCUUUCAAGGCUUAAGUAUUUCAAAAUCAAAAACCAUUUUGAAAGCCAAGUUAACAUUAUCCCCAUUGUUAAGCAAGGUCAUUUUAAAGUAUGCUUUGCUUCAGGUAACACUUUGAUAAGUCUCUUUAUUCUUGCUGUUUUCUUUCACAAAUGAUAUAAAGAAUAUUAGAAUCGAAGGAUCGAUCCUUUUAUGUUUUUAUGUAUGUAAAAAUAGAUCAAGAACGAUCACUUUAUUUGUACUAAAAGCAUUGCGUAAGUUAUAUACGUUCUUAAUGGCUAAGGUAAGUGUAAUCGAACAAUACAGUUACUAAAAACCGAAGCUGAGCCCACUGCUUGUUGGGCCCAAAUAUAGUUAAUAUCCCGCGCAAAUAUCUAAACCGUGACAUGAAGACGAGAGACCAUAUUAGUCUACCCCGCACUUCUCAGUAGGUGAUCAUAACGACCUGUAAAAUUUUGUUAAGAUUUGCUUGUAGUACCUCUGCCAAAUCGUCUGUACCCUAGCGGUAACUGUUUCCCCGGUUACCAGACGUUUUGCUGUUCUGAUGCCAGAUUUGGGUUUAAAUUAAUGUUAAUUUAAUUUGAAAGAAAAAAAAACUAAUGACGUCUAUUUUCUACGCCUUCAGACUUCUUGGUCUCUACAUGGAAAUGUAACCCCACAUUUCAUUGGUACAUGUCUUUUCCGUAGUAUCAUCUCACAACACACGGUAGUAAUACACAAUGAUUGCAUCCCAUGAUAGUGCUGUUGUUGCAACUUAUCUCAUUGAAGCCUUUGCUUAAACAAAUUUAUGAUCUUAUGAAGUAUAUUGUGUAUCGAACUUUGUUGGUGCAUCAUCAUCCACAAAUUGGAUUGCUUCCUUUUAGCAUGCUUUUGCCUCGCAACAUUCCAGAGAACGAACAUUUUCGUUAAUGGGGAACAAUACCAAGCUAAUCUCCGUCGAAGGCAGCACCGUGCAAAGCUUGAAGCUCCGAACAAGCUCAUCAAAGUCCGCAAAGUAUGGUUGCCUGCCUCUAUAACUCUGUCCUCAGAGGUAUAUAAUAUGCAGCGAUAUAGUCCAUACUUUCAAGAGUCUCGCCACCUUCAUGCGUUAAAGAGAGCUAGAGGCUCUAGUGGACGUUUCCUCAUACCAAGAAGCUUCAAGAAUCAAACUCUCAAUCGCAUUUCUUCAAGGACCCUCAGGGAAUGUUUGGCACUGUUUGGUGGUAGAAUGUUGAUACUUGGUUUAACCUUUUUUCUUUCUUUCUGUUUUACCAAAAAAAAAGAAACUUAUUAUUUCUGCUCACAUGGACUUGUGAUUAAUGGAAUAUAUAAUAAGUUGUUUUUUUUUGUUUUUAGAGCACAUUUUUGUUUUGUUGCCUACUUAGUCCAUCGAUAAGUAAAAAUCUUUUCAGCUAUCAUAUAUUUUAGUUCAAAAUUCUCCUAAGAUGGUUGAUAUUUUGGUAAAAGUGUGUUUGUUAUAUGAUUUGCUAUUGUAAUUGAUAAUAAUUUUUCAGAUAGAAAUAAACGUCUGAAAUAGCCAUACGUACAUCAUCCAGAAGGGCGUGGAAGCUCGUGUUACAAUACCUUUACUGAAUGCUACUUGCUUUGAUAUUGUUUAUAGAAGAACCUCUUAUAAAACAACUCUAGUUUAUGUUUCUUUUUGUAUAUUUGCUUGCUUAAUUAGAUGAAGAACACACAUGCUUAAUUAUUUACAGCUCACGAAUAUAUUUAUUUACUUGGUCAAAUUUGUAAAUUUGUAAUGAUUUUUCUUUGAAAAUUCCUAGUUUUGGUGUAGCCAUUUUGGACAAUUGUUGUUCUCUAAAUCAUAUUUAAACAUUGCUAUGUACGAAAAACAUUAUGAAUAAUGAAAAUCCACACGUCGAGUGGUCCAUUGGAACUUCGUUUGACUAACACACACGAUUGAACAUGUAGGAACAAAGACAUAAUUGUCUUCGUCUCAUUUUACUAAGGUUAUAUUAUCUCUUGAUGUUUAUAUCCCCUCCAAUCAUAUUUAAAUAUCUACACUCAAAUCUCUAUGAUAACAAUCCUCCACCAACCAAAUAGUCAUCACAACCACAAUAAUUUGAUGUACUGCUCUAAGCAAUAUUGCUGGUACAUCUAUCUAAAUCUUAUAAAAACAUUUAUUAUAUAAUGGAUUGUGGAUGGUGAAUUUAUAUAUCCAAAUUCCAGUUGUGGAUUUUGAAAAUUCCAAUCUCCAUCUAAAUACAUAUAUUUAAUUCAUGUUAGCUAAUCGGUGUUUGCGGCUAAACCUCAGCUUCUUGAAAGCUUGUAAUGAUGUCUAAAAGAUGAAGAACAAAACUUGUAAUGUUUCUAAAUAUUCUUGAAAUGGAUGCUCCUCCUCCUCCUCAAACAUGCAUGUGGGUGUGACAAAAGUUUUCAAGUAGUGGACCAACAAUAAGAUGAAAGCUAGUUCCACAGAAAGAUCAUUUUUGAUCAAACAAUCAUUAUGAUAAUGUGUUUUUUUUUUGGGUCAAUCAUUAUGAUAAUGUGUCCAUGAUGAUAUUUGAUCAUUUCAAUAUCUAUGCUGUGAGUUUGUGGCAUAAUAUAAAACAUAUAUAUUAACAAGAGAUGAUGAGAUGAAAAUGGUUUAUACCUUAUCGGAGAGUAAUAUUCAUCAACAUAUUAUAAAGUUCUAAGCAAUUACGAGCAUAUCAGCAUAUGUUAUGCUUUGAGCAGUACAGUUUUUAAAAUAUUAUCCUCAAGAACCAACAGUUGGAAGAUAAAACCAGAUUCUAUGUCUGCUUCACAAUAUGUCCCCACAAUCUAGACCUUGUUAUUAUAAAUACUAAUGACAACAUCAUAGUACAGAUUGAUACUAUAAUUAUCUCUAAAUUAUCAUAUAAAACACCAAUAUAUGACAUAUAUAAUGUAUGAUAUGAAACAUAAAUUGUAUAGUACAACCCAAACCAAUGGUCCCUAACAGUGUAGAACAAAAAAAAACAAUGGUCCCAAACUGCAAUAAGUGCAGAGACUAAUUGACUUAAGAAAUGCAAAUCAAAGUGUAGUAAUCAAAUGGUAUUUUUUCACAGAUCUUAUAACCAUUUUGUAAAGGUAGUUAAUAUACUCCCCAACAUACACCUAUAUAUAAGACCACACGCCAUUUACAUGGAUUCUCAUCCUUUUUAUUGUUAUCUUAAACCUAAACCUACCUACUCACAAGCAAUACCUUUUUUAAACAUCUGUUCAAUGUCGCUAGAAGAAACAGAACCACCAAGCCAAACUCUAGAUAAUGUCCUAGGCUGGUUUGAUGAUUCUAUCUCCUUAACGCCAUUACCUGGAUUCACUGAUUCUGAUUUGCUCAACGAGUUUGACUGGUCUCAAACGUUGGAAUGGGAUCAUCAGACUCAAGCUCAAGAUCCAGGAUGUGAUUUUCUUCAUAGCUAUAGUCAAGAUCUUGAUGCAUAUAUAGGGUGUGAAGCAACUGAUCUUGAAGUGGUAACAGGAGUUCCAGUCAUUGAUUCAGAUCCUCCACCAGUGGUGGUUCAGCUACCAAACGAUCAGUCCAAGAAACGGAACCGUGAUGAGCUUACCGAUGCACAACUAGUGAAAAGAUCAGCAAGGAGCAAGAAAAAAGCAGACAAGUCUACUGAGGUGAGCCGCAAAGAUAGCAACAAGGCGGAGAGAUGGGCAGAACAACUUCUUAACCCUUGUGCCUUGGCAAUCACGGCAAGGAACUCAUCUAGGGUUCAACAUUACAUUUGUGUUCUCUCUGAACUUGCCUCUUCUUGUGGUGAUUCUAAUCAUAGGCUUGCAUCUUUUGGUCUUUGUGCUUUGAAAAAACACAUUUCAACUUCCUUUGUGCCAUCAUCCACUCUUACUUUUGCUUCAGCAGAAGUGAAGAUGUUUCAGAAGACUUUGCUCAAGUUCUAUGAAGUAAGCCCUUGGUUUGCUUUGCCCAACAACAUGGCAAACUCAGCCAUCCUACAGAUUCUAUCACAAGAGCCAAGAGAUAAAACAGAUCUUCACAUUCUUGAUAUUGGUGUUUCUCAUGGUAUGCAAUGGCCCACUUUGCUGGAAGCUCUCUGCUGCAGACCAGAAGGACCUCCUCUUCAAGUUAGAAUCACCGUUGUAUCCGAUCUAACCGCAGACAUACCUUUCUCUGUUGGUCCACCAUCUUACAACUAUGCCUCUCAGCUCAUUGGCUUUGCUAGGUCCCUCAACAUCAACCUCCAGAUAAGUGUAAUUGACAAGUCUCAACUCAUUGAUACCUCACCUCAUGAGACCUUCAUCGUCUGUGCUCAGUUUAGGCUGUACCAACUGAAGAAUAGCAUCACUGAUGAGAGAAGCGAGGCUUUGAAAGCACUUAGAAGUUUGAAUCCUAAAGGAGUUGUUCUUUGUGAAUACAAUGGAGAAGGCAGUAGCAGUGUGGACUUUGCAGCAGACUUCUCAAGGAAACUGGACUAUCUAUGGAAGUUUUUGGACUCAACAAGCUAUGGAUUCAAAGAAGAGAACAGCGAAGAGAGGAAUCUAAUGGAAGGAGAGGCAACAAAGGUGUUGAUGAGCUCAGGUGAUACUAAUGAAGGGAAAGAGAUAUGGUAUGAGAGGAUGAGAAAAGCUGGCUUCUCAGCAGAAGCAUUUGGGGAAGAUGCAAUAGAUGGAGCCAAAUCUUUACUCAGAAAGUAUGAUAACAAUUGGGAAAUAAAGAUGGAAGAUGAAGAUACCUUUGCUGGUUUACUAUGGAAAGGAGAAGAAGUUUCCUUUUGUUCCUUGUGGAAGUAGCUAAUCUGUCUUUUAAGUUUGUCUUAAUGUUUGCUGUGAGCUGUGAAAAUGUUAAAGCCUUCUGUAAACUGUUAUCUGCAAAAGUUAUUUGGUUGUGAUGUAUAUAAUGAAUCAUUUUCCAUCUA
Messenger RNA from Brassica rapa (field mustard), 6150 nucleotides. Its product is annotated as scarecrow-like protein 29. The record is from RefSeq and is a predicted model, not a curated record. Lineage: Eukaryota; Viridiplantae; Streptophyta; Magnoliopsida; Brassicales; Brassicaceae.